Molecule: messenger RNA, 4257 nt
Organism: Biomphalaria glabrata
Lineage: Eukaryota; Metazoa; Mollusca; Gastropoda; Planorbidae
Product: putative amine oxidase [copper-containing]
Exons: 12
Coding region: 375-2792 (805 amino acids)
Biological process (GO): amine metabolic process
Cellular component (GO): plasma membrane
Molecular function (GO): copper ion binding; quinone binding; primary methylamine oxidase activity
Source: RefSeq, a predicted model, not a curated record
AUUCUUUAUUUUCCUUUUUUUUAAAGGAUAAACAAGCCGUCUUAGGUCGACACAAAUAGUUUAUAAAUAGAAAUAGUUUAUUCUUUUCAGUGCAUAAUGAGAAACAGAGUUCAAACUAUAAUCGAAUAAUAAAGUAGCUGUCCAAAGUGUAUCGAAUUGUACACGACAUCGACUCCGUUUUUUUUUUCAAGGAACGAAAUAUGUGACAGGAUUAACAAAGUUCUUUUUGUUCACUGUUUUAUUAUCGAUACUUGAAGCAUGCAACAGAAUUGUUAGAUCUGUUCUAGUUUGUGACUAGAGUUACUUUUUUUGUGUUGUUGUUUUGUUUACAUUUCUUGAGUUGGAUAUAUAGGGUUAUGUAAAAGAGAUCUACCAUGGAUAAAGCUUCACGUUUACGUCGCAAGAUUGGAGCGUGGAGGACAUUCGCUGCUGCCCUUGUAUUGUUGUCCGUGGGCCUAACUGUUGUUGUCAUUGUGCUGGCCCUUAGGGAUCCUGGCAAAAGUAAGCCAUCAACGUGCGGCGCCAAGUCAAAGAACAAAAACUUCAUCGACUUGAGCGAGCCGGAUAAGCCCGGCCCCUUCCACGAUCUGACCAAAUACGAGAUGAAAAGGCUGAGGGAGUUUCUGGAGAAGGAUCCGAAUAUCCACGUCGAGCCUGCAGAGACGGCAAUGGUUAACCAGAGCUGUCUUUACACGCUGGAUUUGUACCCCGCCAAAAAGCAAAACGUUCUCAGAUACCUGGACAGCGGAGGUCCUCAACCUGUUAGACAGGCCCGGGCCAUGGUGUUCAGAGGGGAUCUCAAUCCUCCCGUGGUAGAGGAGUAUGUCUGUGGGCCACUGCCGAAUGUAGAAGAAUGUACACUGCUGAAAUCUGACCAACGAAGAAAUCCUGUCGAGUUUUCUUUACGUCCAGUAAGCCUGCAAGAGUUUGACGCAGUCUACAAGAUUGUGUUAAAGGAAGUGGACAAUAAGAUUGGUUACAUCUUACAAGAAAGUUACGGAACGUCGUAUCACAGUUGUCCACCAGAGGAGUGCUUCAAAAUCUACCCGUCUCCCCUGGCCACCAAUCUUGUUGAUGACAUCAACAUGCGCCGACUUUGGGUAUGGGCCGAAUACAACGUAGAGUAUUACGGCCUGCACCCGGUGGACUUUGGGGUUCUGGCCAACUUAGACGGUUCUGACCCGAGGAAGUAUUCUGUAGACAAGAUCUGGUAUCAUGGUCAGAUGUUUAAUAGUAUGAACGAGCUGAUCGUUGGAUACAAUAGUAGCAAAAUCGACAAGUCGAAAUUAAAAAGACCAGAGAAUACAAGAGACACUUUCUCAAGCCUCAACCAGCGCCAAGACAAACCACUUCCCAAAGAGCCCUUGAGACCUCCCACACUAGUUGAACCUGAUGGAAAGAGAUAUACAGUGAAAGACAGAAAAGUAGAUUACCUGGGCUGGAGCUUCCACUACCGAAUGUCCGUCUUGACUGGACCAAGUUUGUGGGACAUUCGCUACAACGGGGAGAGAAUCGCGUAUGAGUUGAGUUUAGCUGAAAUAGCUGUCUUCUAUUCCGCUGACAAUGAGAUACAAAGGAUCACAGAUUUUGUAGACUCUGGAGCAUUGAUCGGAUCCCACUCUAAAUCAAUGGUCCCGGGAGCCGACUGCCCAGAGAGUGCUACUUUUAUCAACCAGUCGUUUGCUGGUCAGUCAGUGGACGAGCCUGUAGAACUGAGCAAGGCAAUGUGCCUGUUUGAAAACAACAAUGGCUACCCACUGAGGCGUCACUUAUCCUACUCCACAAGCGAGGGAGGCUUCUACGGAGGCAUGCUGGACUCGGUCCUGACUUUUCGGUCCAUAAUAACCAUCGUCAACUAUGACUACGUCUUUGACUUCAUCUUUCACCAGAACGGUGUCAUAGAGACACGGGUCAUGAGCACAGGUUAUAUCUCUGGUUCAUUCUUCACUGAUAAGGAACGACCGUAUGGCUUUCGAACGGAAGAAAACUUUAUUGCUCCCAUUCACUAUCACAUAUUUCAUUUCAAGGCAGAUUUGGACAUCUCAGGGACCUCAAACACGUACGAGACACUAGAUAUAGAGACAGAGAAAGUCACGCUCUUGUCGGUGCCAAACAAAGAAUAUUAUCAAACCAAGUUUGUUCGCAAUGUGAAGAACACUGAACAAGAAGCCCUGUACAAAUUUAAUUUUGAUACUCCUAAAUAUCACGUGGUCCAUAACAAGAACAAAAAAACUAAAUUUGAAGAGAUCAAAGGUUAUAGACUAGCUUUGCACGGCAUGUCUAAGCAACUACUGCCCGAGGGGGUUAACAGCGAGAAAACUAUUCCCUGGGCCCGCCACCAGCUCGUGGUAACCAAGCAUAAGGAUGACGAACAAGUGUCUAGCUCGCCUUACGCCAUGUGGGACAGCUUGAACCCUGUGACGGACUUCAGCAAGUUCUACGAGGAUGAUGAAAACAUCGACGAUGAGGACCUUGUAUUUUGGAUCGCAUCAGGCAUGCACCACAUCCCCCGUGCCGAGGACCUGCCACUGACCACCACCGUGGGGAACCACCUGACGUUUUUCCUGCUGCCAAUGAACUACUUCCCCACCUGUCCGUCAGUGACAUCUCGAGAUCACAUACGAAUCGAGUACAAGGAUCCCAAGAACCCAUCAGAGGGCGUGAGAGUUGAAAGGAAUGGUAACUCCUAUGAGACCUGCUCAAUGCCCAACACUGCUAAGGACUAUGAUGAACUACUACAAGAAAACCCAGAUAUUGUCAUUGAAAGUAGAUUGUCUAGAGGAAUUUUAUAGUUGAUAAAUAGUUAUCAAUUAUUAGGAUAUCUACAAUUAGUAUUCUAUUGUUACUAGGAUUAGGCAGUUUUAUUAAAAAGUAUAAACAAUGAUUAGGAAAAAAAGAACAUUGGCCUAGUAUUUUGUAUAAGUGAUAUCGUCUAUACUAGAUUGAUGUCCGUUUUUUUUUAAAAUUAUAUUUUUAAUAUGCUGAUUUUAACUAGUGUCAUGUUAAAUGCCUGUGACCCUGCUUUUAUGCAAAUUUAUAGGGGGAGGGAACAUGAUUUUUUGGGGGUACUAUAAAACUAUAACUAUUUGACUAGGGUUUUAAAUAAGUAUAUUUAAACUUAACACUGUGGAAAUGUCGGUUGUUGGCAUCAAGCUUGAACUAGUCAAUGAAGACCUAAGAAAUACAAUUUCAAUUAAGAUUUUCUGACCAAUGUGCAUGUCUGAUUAUAAGGAGUUACUGUACUUGUUAAAAUGAGAAACCAAAGAUGUAUAGGUAUGAAAGUUAGUGUGAUAGAGAACUGGCUGAUUCCUUCAGGGAAGUAUGGCAGAGCAAGUAGGAACACAUCUAGUUAUAAGUUUUUUUUUUUUUUUUUCUUUUAAUUGUGUCUACAUUUGAGUUGUUCUCUUGCUUCAAUGGUUUAUUUUGUAGGAUGUGAAAGUCAUUUUGUAUCCAGUGGAUGAACAUUCCUGUCAUUGAACUUUAUCUUGAUUUUUUGUUCUGUCUCUAUUUCUCAUUGCUUUCAAAUUCAGUUUUGUAUGUUUUGAUGUCAUUAAACAAAGUAUUAACUUGUCAUGCUAUAAAAUAUCUGAUGCAGAUUAACAGUUAGUUCAUUGAUAACAAUCACUGUAUCCUUACUGGACGUUUUCAUUUAUCAUUAAAACAACAAACCUUGUUUGUAUUACUAGUAAACCUUACAUUAAAGAGACUUAGAAUAGCAUGUAAUGUUCUGGAAAACUCUGGAGCAAAGUGAAAAAAAAAGGUUAAAAUUAUUUGUAGACAUAUUUUCUUUUUGCCCAGCCAUCAUUGAUGCAUCCCUGUACACUUAACAACUUAAAAGUAACAUUGUCUUCAUGACAAUUUACCUUUGACAUCUCCAAUUUAAUGUAUCAAACCAUAUUGACACAUAAUUUUACUAUAUAAUAAUUACAACCAAGCGAUCACAUAAAACAUCAUAUAAAAAAAAACCUGUUCACAAGAAAGAUAAACAUAUUCAAGUUUUCAUUUCAUCAACAUUUGAUUCAUUUGAUUUGAUGAACCAAUGAACCAAGUUCAUUAGAAACAAAACAAAGGUGAUGCUGUAAUGAAUCUGCUACACAAUAGCAAGGUUUUUAUUUUUAAAUUUAUGGUCAUCUUUGAAAUAUACUGUACAUAGUGUCAUUUGUUCACUUCAGACUUUUUGUUAUAGACAUCUUGUACCAUGCAUUAAAUACAUGUUUUCAUACUUACUUACUACAAAUAAAUGUUCAAACAUAUUGA